AUGAGUGAAGGAAAUCCACCGUCUGCUGCCCCAAGCGCAAAGUCCAAGAAGAACAAGAAGAAGGCCGCAAAAGCCAAAGCCGGCUCCAAGGCCGACGAGGAUCCAGAGGAUGCGCCAGCCGACCACAAUGACACUGAUAACGAGCCCCACGAUGCCAACGAGGAUCCCAUACAAGUGCCAGAACCCAACGGCGCCAAGACCGACACGAUAGAUGGCAGUCUACCAGAUCGGUCUCUCAAUAACCCGGAGCCCAUGGCUACUAGCGAUGCCCCCUCGGGAACCGAUAUCCAGCCCGACACCACUUCCGAUGGCACCGAGCCAAAGGACCGAUUCGAUGCUCUUGUUCGAGAUCGCGACUCGUUACGCGCCGAAGUAGCCGACAUGCGGAAAUCAUUGGAAGAGAUUCGGUCCAAGCACACCGCAGAUAUGGAGGCCCUACAGGAUAAAUUGGAGGAUGCGGAGAACAAAAAGGAGCAGGCGGAAACGCAGUUUCAGAUGCUCCUGGAACGAGUCAACACUAUCAAAUCGCAACUAGGGGAACGACUCAAGGAGGAUGCUGAGGAAUUGUCUCUAGCACGAUCACAAAUCGAAGAGCUUGAAGACGAGAACAACAACUUGAAGGAUGAGCUCGAUUCAAAGUCCACCCAGCUGUUAGAACUCUCGGGCGAUUCAGCAGAGAAAGAGAAGGAGCUGUCCACUCUCCGGGACCGGACAAACUUAUCCCAACAGAAUUGGUUGAAGGAGAAGGAGGAACUGCUCGAGCAAGAGUCCUACCUCCAGUCGGAGUUUGAACAAGCGAAGGAGGCUAUGCAUAAUUGGGAAAUUCUUGCCAUGGAGGAGCGAUCCAUCCGGGAGAACCUGAACGAGAAGGUCGGGGAUCUGGAGGAGCAGCUCAGCAGCCUGCGAGAUGGUUAUGAACGAGCCACCGAUGAACGUGACACCCAACAGUCAACAGUUGACGGCCUCCAGCGAGCUUUACAGGAAAUCCAAUUGGCGCGAAAGCAAGAGCUGCGGGAGCUUGUCGAGAGCUCUGAUUCUCAACUCGAGGACCUCCGACGCUCUCUGCGGGAAGCACAGAAGCAGGCUACCGACGCCGACAAGGGUCUCCAGAAUGCUCAGGAAGAGAUUGAGCGAGUCCGGCCAUUUGAGAAAGAGGUUAAAGAGAAGAACCUGCUCAUUGGCAAGCUACGGCAUGAGGCAGUCACGUUGAAUGACCAUCUGACGAAAGCCCUACGAUUCCUCAAGAAAGGAAAGCCGGAAGAUAAUGUUGACAGACAUAUUGUCACCAACCAUUUCCUGCACUUCCUUGCUUUGGACCGAUCCGAUCCAAAGAAAUUCCAAAUAUUGCAACUUAUUGCUGCAUUACUAGGCUGGAACGAUGAGCAACGUGAACAGGCAGGUCUUGCCCGCCCAGGGGCCUCAAGUAUGCCCGGGAAGCUCCGAGUCCCUGGCACUCCCCUCCGCACCCCGAGCACGCCAAACCUGGCGACGGAGUUCAUGGACAAUGGUGCCUCCAGUAAAGAGUCGUUAGCCGAACUAUGGUCUAAUUUCCUGGAGCAAGAAGCGGAGGCUAAGCUGGAUUUGGACGGAACAAAGCCGUCUUCAGCUAAAGAAUCGCUUUCAGUUUUUAAUUAUAUGCCUCUCUCGUCUUUCCGUGUCUUCUCAGCCUUCUACAGACCAUUUGUCCGUGCGACUCAUUCUGCAUCUACAAUGACCUCCAAUGCCUACCGCCCCAUUGUGAUUUCAGGCCCAUCGGGGACUGGAAAGUCGACUCUGCUCAAGCGACUAUUCGCCGAGUAUCCUGAUACCUUUGGAUUUUCUAUCUCGGAAACCACACGAUCCCCGAGACCUGGCGAGCAAGAUGGCCGUGAAUAUAACUUUGUCACGAAAGAAGCAUUCCUCGACCUAGUGGCCAAGAACGGGUUUAUUGAACAUGCUCAGUUCGGCGGGAACUACUAUGGAACGUCAAUCCAGGCCGUCAAGAACAUUGCCGAGAAGAAGCGUAUCUGCAUACUGGACAUUGAGAUGGAAGGAGUCAAACAGGUGAAGCGGACGGAUCUCAAUGCGCGUUUCUUGUUCCUUGCACCGCCUUCUCUCGAGGUACUGGAGCAGCGCCUCCGUGGCCGUGGCACCGAGACCGAAGAUUCUCUACAGAAAAGACUCACCCAAGCUCAGAACGAGCUUGAGUAUGCAAAGCAACCCGCGGCUCACGAUAAGAUCGUUGUUAAUGAUGAUCUGGAGAAAGCAUAUGCUGAGCUGCGGGAUUGGGUUGUUGACGGUGGUAAGUUCGGUGCUGCGCAAUAG
Penicillium expansum is the source of this 2304-nucleotide messenger RNA. RefSeq names its product putative Golgi matrix protein. The coding region runs from base 1 to 2304 and encodes 767 amino acids. The record is from RefSeq and is a predicted model, not a curated record. Lineage: Eukaryota; Fungi; Ascomycota; Eurotiomycetes; Eurotiales; Aspergillaceae. Gene Ontology annotation, molecular function: GMP kinase activity. The transcript is spliced from 11 exons. Gene Ontology annotation, cellular component: cytosol. Gene Ontology annotation, biological process: purine nucleotide metabolic process.